AUGUAUCUGCAAGUCUUUGCUUUCAUCCUGGCAGUUUCCGGGUGGAUGCUGGUGACCUCCACUCUGGCCAUCGAGUACUGGAAGGUCUACACGCUGGACGGCGUCGUGCUGGCAACCACCACCUACAUGUCCAACCUGUGGAAGAUGUGCGUGGCGGACCUGACCGGGGUCUCCGACUGCAAAGACUUCCCGUCCAUGCUCGCCCUAGACGACACGCUCCACGCCUGCCGGGCGCUGAUCAUCUCCUCGGUGUGCCUGACGUUUUUCGGCAACGGUCUGGCUCUCAUGGGGAUGGAGUGCACCAAGCUGGUGGGGAAGAGGAAGCCCAAGGUGGUGCUAGUUUGGGUCGCCGGUGUGACCUACGCCCUGAGUGGCCUGUGCUCCCUCACCGCCUGCUCGCUGUACGCGCACCAAGUCACCUCCGAGUUCUUCGACCCAAAUUUCAUGGCGCAAAAGUACGACUUUGGAGCCGCGCUCUUCAUCGGCUGGUCGGGCUCCUUCCUCUGCAUCGCCGCAGGGAUCAUCUUGUGCUCCUCUCUGGCCUGCCUGUCCAAGGAACCGUGUGUGAGGAGAUCAGCUCGCAGCUGGGCUCCACAGCCCGGACCACCGUGA
Messenger RNA from Synchiropus splendidus (mandarinfish), 612 nucleotides. Its product is annotated as claudin-10-like. Bases 1 to 612 code for a protein of 203 amino acids. Gene Ontology annotation, molecular function: structural molecule activity. Gene Ontology annotation, biological process: cell adhesion; bicellular tight junction assembly. Gene Ontology annotation, cellular component: plasma membrane; bicellular tight junction. The record is from RefSeq and is a predicted model, not a curated record. The transcript has 4 exons. Lineage: Eukaryota; Metazoa; Chordata; Actinopteri; Syngnathiformes; Callionymidae.